CCGAACAUUCUCAAGAUAAACGCAAAUGAUCGUUUGACAUUUGUCGAAUUAACGCGAAUUUUUUUUUUGAGUAUUCCAUAUAAAAUUGCGGAAAAUGUCGAAUGUGUUCUGGGAGAGUUUGGUGAAGUUAUUGCCAAUAAUUCUAUUAUUUAUUUUAAAAAAUGGUGAAUGUUCUGUGAGUAGCAGUGAGUACAUGAAGCGUGAGCAUUCAUUGAUACGUCCAUUUCAAGGUAUUGGCAUAAAUUUGCCAUAUUGGGAUUUCUUAGGUCACACUAUGGUGACUAGUAACUACAUAAGACUGACGCCGGAUUUACAGUCUAAAAGCGGUGCACUUUGGAAUUACUCGCCCGUAAUGACACGUAAUUGGGAGUUGCAUGUAACAUUCAAAGUACACGGUAAAGGCACUGAACUGUUUGGAGAUGGUUUUGCCAUUUGGUACACCAAAGAACGUAUGCAAGCAGGGCCUGUUUUUGGUAGCAAAGAUUAUUUCUCAGGCUUAGCGGUGAUUUUAGAUACGUACAGCAAUCACAAUGGUCCACAUAAUCAUCAACAUCCCUACCUCAGUGCUAUGAUUAACAAUGGCACCUGGACCUAUGAUCAUGAUCGCGAUGGCACACACACUCAACUGGCGGGUUGUGAAGUGCGUUUCCGCAAUGUGGACUAUGACACACACGUCAGCAUACGUUAUGAAAAUGAUAUACUCUCCAUUUCUACGGAUAUAGAGAAUAAAGGCGAGUGGAAGAAUUGUUUUGUGGUGAACGAUGUUGAAUUACCAACCGGCUAUUUCCUUGGUCUAUCGGCGACAACUGGCGAUCUCUCAGACAGCCACGAUAUACUUGGCGUCAAAUUUUACGAUCUGGAUAUAAAUGUUUCGCCGGAAGAAAUUGCAUCGCGUUCCAGUAUUGUACCGCGCGCGAAAACAUAUGAACCGCCACGCGAACACAAAGAAGAUCCCAAACCGGGUAUGUCGAAUGCAAAGAUUUUCUUCAUACUCUUAUUCGGCAUGUUGGUCACAAUCGCCGGUGCCAUUUUUGCAAUCUCCUAUUUCAAAGAGAAAAAUUCAAGGAAACGUUUCUACUAAAACACAUUACACACACACACAUACCAACUAUCUACUUCCACACCACUGAGCAGACAUCAAGACUUCUUUCCUUAGCAAAUAGUUUAAAAUGAAAGUUUAAUCUAACAUCGAUAAAUUCAAAUAAGCAACAAACAUGUUUGUUGCAACGAAACUAAAUAAUUUAUUAUGUAUUUAAAUUAAAAAAAAAAAAAUAAAAAUCUUCUGUAUUGUAACUUAUUGCUGCUGGGUAAAUAACUGCAAGGCAAUUUUGUUUUAAACAAAGCAAAGAGUCAAGCCAUGCAGUUAAUUUAUUAGGGUAAUUGUUUUUUUUUUUUUUAACUAUUUUUAUAAUUUUUUUUGCUGCACAAUAUGCAGUUAUUCCAACGAUUAUUUAUGAUUUUUUUUCUCGAUAUACAUAUACAAUUAGCAUGAAAUAUAUUAUGUAAUUGUAAAUAAAAUGUAGAAAUGUACAAAAAUAA
Messenger RNA from Zeugodacus cucurbitae (melon fly), 1539 nucleotides. Its product is annotated as vesicular integral-membrane protein VIP36. Gene Ontology annotation, molecular function: D-mannose binding. Gene Ontology annotation, biological process: Golgi organization; endoplasmic reticulum organization; endoplasmic reticulum to Golgi vesicle-mediated transport. Lineage: Eukaryota; Metazoa; Arthropoda; Insecta; Diptera; Tephritidae. Bases 95 to 1081 code for a protein of 328 amino acids. The record is from RefSeq and is a predicted model, not a curated record. The transcript has 5 exons. Gene Ontology annotation, cellular component: endoplasmic reticulum-Golgi intermediate compartment; endoplasmic reticulum membrane; Golgi membrane.